Molecule: messenger RNA, 1672 nt
Organism: Ananas comosus (pineapple)
Lineage: Eukaryota; Viridiplantae; Streptophyta; Magnoliopsida; Poales; Bromeliaceae
Product: casein kinase II subunit beta-1-like
Exons: 5
Coding region: 320-1183 (287 amino acids)
Cellular component (GO): cytoplasm; protein kinase CK2 complex
Molecular function (GO): protein kinase regulator activity
Source: RefSeq, a predicted model, not a curated record
AAUUGAACCUCAACGUUUCUCGUAAUUACAAAUAGCUCCUCGUUCCUCUUCUCCACCUCCCCUUUCUUUCCUCUCUCCUGCUCUUCGGAUUCACCGAGAACCCCCCAACCCUAGCGCGGAGGGUUCCUCCCAUCUCCCCGAUCUUCUUCCCCACGAAACCCUAACCCUAAACCUAAUUUCUACGAUUCAGGGGACUAAACCUAGUUUCUCCCCCUCUGUGCUCUUCUCUCGUAGUCCUCAAAUCGAUCUUCCGUGUUCGAAACCGAGAAAUUUGGGCUCCUUUCAUGGCUUGGUGAGGGAGAUCGAAGAGGAGGGGGAGAUGUAUAAAGAUCGAGGAGUCGCUGGGGCGAAGGCGGAGAUCGGAUCGUUGGAUCGGAAGAGGAUCAACGACGCCAUGGACAAGAACUUCGAGAAGCCCUCGUCUUCUUCCGCUUCCCGUGGGUUGAAUGGGAAGGAGAAGGAUCGGUUCGUCGUGCCCUCGUCGUCGGCGGGGAAGCACCCGGACCCCCGGGACCCGCGCUCCUCCUCCCUCUCCAAGGACAAGUGCUCCGAAGAUGAAUCUGAAUCUGACAGUGAAGAAUCAGAUCUUAGUGCUUAUGAUGAUGGAGAAGACACAUCGUGGAUAUCAUGGUUCUGUAACUUAAGAGGGAAUGAAUUCUUCUGUGAAGUUGAUGAUGAGUACAUACAAGAUGAUUUCAACCUUUGUGGGCUAAGCAGUCAAGUUCCUUAUUAUGAUUAUGCUCUUGAUCUUAUCUUGGAUGUUGAAUCUUCUCAUGGUGAUAUGUUUACAGAAGAGCAAAAUGAGUUGGUGGAGUCAGCUGCAGAGAUGCUAUAUGGUUUGAUUCAUGUUCGCUACAUUUUAACUAGUAAAGGGAUGGCUGCAAUGCUUGAUAAGUUUAAGAACUAUGAUUUUGGGCGAUGCCCUCGAGUUUACUGCUGCGGCCAACCAUGUCUCCCAGUUGGGCAGUCAGAUAUUCCUCGAUCAAGUACUGUAAAAAUAUACUGUCCCAAAUGUGAAGACAUAUAUUAUCCAAGAUCCAAGUACCAAGGCAAUGUCGACGGAGCUUAUUUUGGAACAACAUUUCCACACCUGUUCCUGAUGACGUACGGGCACCUCAAACCACAGAAGCCUUCACAGCGGUAUAUUCCCAGAGUAUUCGGCUUCAAAAUCCAUAAGCCAUGAGAAGGAAGACCGUAGCUUGCGAGGUGUAGCAAAGACGCGAGAAGAUUAUUGCUCCCUUCUCAUCAUCCUUUAACUUGGUGAAAUGUUUGUAAUGGGCUUAACUUCUUAUGACGAAGCUGCUGUUUCACUUGAUCUUGUUGUACCCGAUGAGUAAGUGUAACUUAUCGUUGCUAUUUAUUAACUUGUACUAGUAGCUAUUUCCCCCCUCCCCCCCCCCUUUUUUUUGUUAUAUUCAUUUUAUCGAAGAUUUCAUGGGCUCCUCAACCUUGCGAUCUUCGUUCUCAAUUAAGAUGCUGUUAUGCUGCCGGCAAAAACUCACGGACGACUCACCAGUUUAUGUAUAAUAAUUGUGAUCUUAGGUGGCGAGAUAUUCCACGUGUAUUGUCUUGAUGAAUGGGUAAUAUUGUUAUGGAUGAAUACGAUUGUUAUGGUGCUCAUUCAUCAAGAUAAUAUCCAUGGAACAUUUCUUCUGACAUGUUUUCGUGCCCA